Eurytemora carolleeae is the source of this 689-nucleotide messenger RNA. RefSeq lists its product as uncharacterized. NCBI's taxonomy places the organism in Eukaryota, Metazoa, Arthropoda, Copepoda, Calanoida, Temoridae. The coding region runs from base 170 to 484 and encodes 104 amino acids. The transcript is spliced from 3 exons. The record is from RefSeq and is a predicted model, not a curated record.
UGAUAUUUUGGAUUGUAUUGUGUUUACACCUUUCAUGUCCAUCACGACAACAUUACUUUUUCAAACUUUUAUUUUCUUACAAAUUAUAAUUAACAAAAAUCGAAGAAAUGCCGCACACCAUUUUGAAUAAAUCCGGGAAAAGCCAAGAAAAUGUGCUGCACGGAAAGUUAUGGCUCCAUAUUAUACAAGAUCUAAAGAAGUUUGGUAUAAUGGAGACGGCGUUAUCGUUUCAAAACAUGAGAUUGAUCACGAGGUGUACUGGGACAUGGACCGGGUAAUGAUAGGAGUACUCUACACAAUGGGACUAGUCCUUCUUUUAUGGUGCAUCACAUUCACUAUUCAAGGAAUUAUUUACUGGAGGGUUGGAAGGGUUUUAAGUGCAAAAGGGAAAGAUUUAUUGGAGGGUUUGACUGGAAAAACCAGCCUGAAACUAGAAAACCUGGACGAAUCUACAAAAAGUGGUUGUGAUGAUCAAAACUUAUAAAACCAUCCCUUAAGAUCGGGUUAACAUAGAUGAGACAUUAAAUGUUUUCAGGUUUAUUUAAACUCAAGCCUGUAGAAGUGCUUUACUCAAUUUGUACUCUAAUGUGAUAAUUUAAAUGAUGUUUUAUCAACACAUUAAAAUAUGACGACAUCCUAUUUAUUGUAACGAUUUCUUAUUUGUAUAGAAAUAAAAUUGGCACGAUGGC